Brugia malayi is the source of this 135-nucleotide messenger RNA. RefSeq lists its product as uncharacterized. The coding region runs from base 1 to 135 and encodes 44 amino acids. The transcript has 2 exons. The record is from RefSeq and is a predicted model, not a curated record. Lineage: Eukaryota; Metazoa; Nematoda; Chromadorea; Rhabditida; Onchocercidae.
AUGACAAAGCAAUCAAACCUCAGUACAGACAGUAUCACUUUCAUUGUUAGAAAAACCAAUCGUUUGCAUCAUUCAUAUCGAAUUACGGAAAAUGUCAACGAGUAUCUCAUCCUUUUGCUCCACGAAUGUUCGUGA